This is a messenger RNA of Phanerochaete carnosa HHB-10118-sp, 752 nucleotides long. RefSeq lists its product as uncharacterized. Gene Ontology annotation, cellular component: cytosol. Gene Ontology annotation, biological process: purine nucleotide metabolic process. The coding region runs from base 61 to 672 and encodes 203 amino acids. The transcript is spliced from 3 exons. NCBI's taxonomy places the organism in Eukaryota, Fungi, Basidiomycota, Agaricomycetes, Polyporales, Phanerochaetaceae. Gene Ontology annotation, molecular function: GMP kinase activity. The record is from RefSeq and is a predicted model, not a curated record.
GCUCUUCAUCCUCUCCAAGUCGCUCCUUUGUCCUUACACUCGUCCAGUAACGCCGCCAGCAUGCCACCCUUCCCUGACUUUCUUCGGCCUCUCGUCAUGUCCGGUCCAUCUGGCGUAGGCAAGAGCACACUACUUCAACGCCUCUUCGCCGAGUUCCCAGAUAAGUUCGGCUUCAGCGUGUCUCACACCACACGCCUUCCCCGCCCCGGUGAAGUCCAUGGCAAACACUAUUACUUCGUUUCGCGCGAUGAGUUCCUAAAGCUCAUCGAUGAAGGCGCUUUCAUUGAGCAUGCAGAAUUCUCAGGCAACUUCUAUGGCACAUCCUUCAUGACAGUGCGUGAGGUCUCUGGCGCUGGUCGCCGCUGCCUCCUCGACAUUGAAGCACAGGGUGUUAGGCAAGUCAAAAACACCGACCUCAAUCCUGUAUACCUCUUCAUCUCGCCACCAUCCCUGAGCACCCUCCGGGAUCGCUUGCGGGGUCGUGGCACCGAAAGCGAGGCAUCUGUUGCGAAGCGGCUAGCGAUGGCCCUGAAGGAAUGUGACUAUGCAAAAGAGGACGCGCAUGAUCUGGUCAUUGUGAAUGACGACCUUGAUCGCGCCUACAAUUUAUUCAAGCGUGUUGCUUUAGGAGAGAAUGUUGACUCGGACAGGCUGCCGCCCCUGGAUGAUUAGGGCUGUUGAUACAUUCCAUAUGGGUCUCUAAGAUAUAGAUGUUAUGUACUGGCAGUCAACGGAAAAAUUAGAAUUUCAGC